AUGGGUUUGGUUAAAGAGAUCUGGAGUGAUCCAAAAGCUUUUACAAUAGUGUGUUUUGCCUCUAUUGGUGGUUUAUUAUUCGGUUAUGACCAAGGGGUUGUAUCUGGGGUUUUGACUAUGGAAUCUUUUGCAGCAAAAUUCCCUCGUAUCUAUAUGGAUGCUGAUUUUAAAGGUUGGUGUGUUUCUACAUUCUUGUUGUGUGCUUGGUUUGGUUCUUUAAUAAAUGCUCCAAUCGUCGACAAGUUCGGUAGAAGGGAUAGUGUGAUAGCUUCGUGUGUCGUCUUCGUAAUUGGGUCGUCUCUACAAUGUGCAGGUACCAGCGUACCUGUGUUAUUUACAGGUAGAGGUAUUGCUGGGGUAGCUGUUGGGCAGUUAACUAUGGUUAUCCCUAUUUAUAUGUCCGAAUUGGCACCUCCCAAAAUCAGAGGGGGCUUGGUAAUUAUUCAACAAUUGUGUAUAACUAUCGGUAUUUUAGUUUCUUAUUGGAUUUCUUAUGGAACCAACUUUAUUGGUGGUCACAGAUGUGCACCCAAUCACCCAUACCAAGGGGAAACUUUCAAUCCUUAUACUGACGUCCCUGAGGGUGGAUGUUACGGACAAUCUUCUGCUUCAUGGCGUAUACCUUUCGGUAUUCAAAUUUUACCUGCUUUGAUCUUGGGAAUUGGUAUAUCAUUCUGUCCAAGAAGUCCUAGAUGGUUAGUUCAAGUUGGUAGAGAAGAUGAAGCUCAUGACGUGCUUACCAGAUUAAGAAAGGAAGGAGUUGAGGAAGAACUCCUUGAAAUUAAAUCCGAAGUUCUUUUUGAACAAGAAUACACCAUGACUAAAUUCCCAGGCAAAUCUGGUAUUAGUUUGGAAUUAGCAAGAUAUUGGGAUCUCGUUUCUGUUAAAUCAAAUUUGAAAAGAGUCUUCAUGGGUUCAUCUGUUAUGAUGUACCAGCAAAUGCAAGGUUGUAACGCUAUCAUCUACUAUGCACCAACAAUUUUCAGUCAAUUGGGUUUAAACAGUAACACAACUUCUUUGUUAGGUACUGGUCUUUAUGGUAUUGUUAAUACCUUGGCAACAAUUCCUGCUAUUUUCCUUGUGGAUAAAUUUGGUAGAAAACCUCUUUUGAUGUGUGGAGCUGCUGGUUGUUUUAUUUCCUUGAUUAUCGUUGCUGGUAUUGUUGGUAAAUACGAAGGAAAAUUGGAUGAAUACGUUACUGCAGGAAGAACUGCUAUUGCAUUCAUAUUCAUUUAUGAUGUAAAUUUCUCUUAUAGUUGGGCCCCUAUCGGUUGGUUGUUACCUUCAGAAAUCUUUUCGGUUGGUAUUAGAUCAAAAGCUAUUUCUAUUACCACUUCAGCUACCUGGAUGUUCAAUUUCAUUAUUGGUCUCGUUACCCCUAGAAUGCUUAACACCUUGAAAUUUGGUACUUACAUUUUCUUUGCAGCAUUUUCAGUUUUGGCAUUCUUUUAUACCUUAUUCUUUAUCCCUGAAACUAAAGGUGUUCCAUUGGAAGAAAUGGAUAGAAUUUUCGGUGAUAUUACUGCAGCUUCCACAAAAGACCACAUUGCAGUUGAGACUGCUGAAAAACUUUCUAUUAAUCACGUACAAAUGAAAUCAGAGGAUGUUUAG
This is a messenger RNA of Yamadazyma jaroonii, 1611 nucleotides long. Lineage: Eukaryota; Fungi; Ascomycota; Pichiomycetes; Serinales; Debaryomycetaceae. The record is from the annotation of a GenBank genome assembly.